AUGGCGCCCCAGCUCGACGGCUUCUUCAAGCAGGUCGACGACCUGUCCGGCCACUUCAUCGACCGUCUCGGCAAGGCCGUCGCCAUCCCCUCUGUGUCCUCGGACGCCGCCCGUCGCCCGGAUGUCGUCCGCAUGGCCCACUUCCUCGAGACCGAGCUCAAGGCCCUGGGCGCCGAGGUCGAGCUCCGCCCCCUCGGCAAGCAGCCCGACAACCCGAGCCUCGACCUCCCCCCCGUCGUGCUCGCCCGCUAUGGUCGUGAUACCGCCAAGCGCACCAUUCUGGUGUACGGCCACUACGACGUGCAGCCCGCCGAGAAGACGGACGGCUGGAACACGGAGCCCUUUGAGCUGACCGUCGGCGAGGACGGCCGCAUGCUGGGCCGCGGCUCGACGGACGACAAGGGCCCCGUGCUGGGCUGGCUCAACGCCAUCGAGGCGCACCAGAAGGCGGGCGUCGACUUCCCUGUGAACCUGCUGAUGUGCUUUGAGGGCAUGGAGGAGUACGGCUCGGAGGGCCUCGACGAGCUGAUUGAGGCCGAGGCCAAGAACUUCUUCAAGGACGCCGAGGCCGUCUGCAUUUCCGACAACUACUGGCUCGGCACCGAGAAGCCGUGCCUGACGUACGGCCUGCGCGGCUGCAACUACUACGCCAUUGAGGUGUCGGGCCCCGGCCAGGACCUGCACAGCGGCGUGUUCGGCGGCACCGCCCAGGAGCCCAUGACGGACCUGUCGCGCGUGCUGGCGACGCUCGUCGACACGGACGGCAAGAUCCAGAUCCCCGGCAUUGCCGAGCAGGUGGCGCCCGUCACGGCGGACGAGGCGUCGCUGUACGACAACAUCUCCUUCACAAUGGACACGCUGCACGAGUCGCUCGGCAGCACGACGACCAUCUUCGAGGACAAGAAGUCGACGCUCAUGGCGCGCUGGCGCUACCCGUCGCUGUCCAUCCACGGCGUCGAGGGCGCCUUCUCGGCCCCCGGCGCCAAGACGGUCAUCCCCGCCAAGGUCAUUGGCAAGUUCUCCAUCCGCACCGUGCCCAACAUGGAGAUUGACAAGACCAACGCGCUCGUCUUCCAGUACGUCAAGGACCAGUUUGCCAAGCUCGGCAGCAAGAACACGGUCAAGGUCAGCGCCCUGCACACGGGCAACUGGUGGGUCGCGAGCCCCAAGCACUGGAACUUCUCGGCCGCCGCCAAGGCCGUCGAGCGCGUCUGGGGCGUCGCCCCCGACUUUACCCGCGAGGGCGGCAGCAUCCCCGUGACGCUCACGUUCGAGCAGGCCACCGGCAAGAACGUGCUGCUGCUGCCGAUGGGCAGCUCGACCGACGGCGCCCACUCGAUCAACGAGAAGCUGGACAAGCGCAACUACAUUGAGGGCAUCAAGCUGCUGGGCGCCUACCUGCACUACGUGGCCGUCGAGCCGACGCAGUAG
This is a messenger RNA of Sporothrix brasiliensis 5110, 1431 nucleotides long. Its product is annotated as Cys-Gly metallodipeptidase DUG1. The transcript has a single exon. Gene Ontology annotation, molecular function: metallodipeptidase activity. The record is from RefSeq and is a predicted model, not a curated record. The coding region runs from base 1 to 1431 and encodes 476 amino acids. Gene Ontology annotation, biological process: proteolysis. Lineage: Eukaryota; Fungi; Ascomycota; Sordariomycetes; Ophiostomatales; Ophiostomataceae.